This is a messenger RNA of Morus notabilis, 1712 nucleotides long. RefSeq lists its product as uncharacterized. The record is from RefSeq and is a predicted model, not a curated record. The coding region runs from base 23 to 1435 and encodes 470 amino acids. Gene Ontology annotation, molecular function: nucleic acid binding; zinc ion binding. The transcript is spliced from 2 exons. NCBI's taxonomy places the organism in Eukaryota, Viridiplantae, Streptophyta, Magnoliopsida, Rosales, Moraceae.
CGUUCUUGUUAUUGUUUCUCCAAUGACGGCAGUGCGGAUAAUGGUUUCUUAUGAUGGAGAAUGGGUUAAAUCACCGGAGACAGGCACUUUUAGGUUUGAUGGUUCUAAAGCAAAAGGAAUUUCAGUUCCCAAGAACAUUACUUAUGGGGAGCUAUUGGAUAGAAUAUAUUGCCUUCUUAAUCUUGACCACAAUGAAUUCUGGAUUAGUAUGAAGUUCUUGUAUGCCUCAAGCGUGCCUGUUGCUCCUGCUGAGAUUGUCAAUGACGAUGAUGUUAACUUUUUCAUUGGCGAAAACUCUAGUAAAGUCAAUCUCCGAACCCCACUAUGCGUCACUUUGGAGCGAAGAAGUUCCCAUGAUCAACAAGUUGCUUAUGGAGAGGGAAGCAGCCAAACAUUUAAUAUUAUGCCUGAAACACAAGAACAGACCUGUGAACCAAUUUGCCUCCUCACUGGAAUCGAAGAAAAUGAACCGAGCUUUUGCGUCAACAAUGAGCAUGAAGACGAUGAUGGAACAUCAUCCGCAAAAUUAGCUCCUGAAGAUGUUGAGCCUCAAAUUGGUGUAGGACAGCCCCAAAGCACCGGUAACGCUACUCUUGUUGAUCCCAUCACUACUGUUGGUCCUGCUACUGCUGCUGCUCGCUCUUCUCAGCCCCAAGCUUCACACAAGCCUGUGCAGUGGGUAACCACGAAAGAAGACUUAACUGCGAGUUUUACUAUUCAGCAAAAAAACGACGUGAGUUUGAAUUCUAGUUUUGCCAAGCAUUCUGACGAGUUAGAAGUAAGACAAGUGUUCUCGAGUAAGAAGGAGUUGCAAGAAAAGUUGAGUAUGCUUGCAAUUAGGAAAAAUUUUGAGUACAAAGUGGAGAGGUCAUGUAAAAAGUUCUUGGUAAUAUCGUGCAUAGACGAGAAUUGCCAAUGGAAACUCCGGGCAUGCAGGUAUCGAGACAACACAUCUUUCCAAAUAAGAAAGUUUGUGAAAGAUCAUACUUGUUCAAUAGAAAGUCGUUACAAUGUUCAUAGGCAAGCUAGUAGUUGGGUUAUUGGCCAACAUAUGAAGUCCAAGUGUCAAGGCACCGAUCGAACUUAUAAGCCAAAGGAGAUCAUUGAAGAAGUGAGAAAAGAAUUUGGGGUGAACUUGACUUAUGAGAAGGCUUGGAGGGCGAGAGAAAUUGCUCUUAACUCUGACGGUGGCACAUAUAAGCGACGCGCAAGUGGAUUGUCAAGUGGAAGGCCAAAGAAGCGAAAGGAACCGUCAGCUGGAGAAGAUCAAACUGCUCAGCAAAAGGAACCGUCAACUGGUGCGGAUCGAACUAUUCGAAAAUGCAGGAAAUGUGGUGAGGUUGGACAUUAUAGCAAAACUUGUGCAACUUCUAUCGUGGCAACCCCAAGUAGUAUUUCUGGUGGUGAAACUCAAGAUAAAGUAGCUGAAAAUUAGGUUUAGGAGGCUGAAACAUUUAUAGGGACCUGUAUAGCUGAACGUUCUUUGCACUUCAGAACUUGAAGUUUGACUACUAGAAACUGUGAAGAUUUUAGGUUUUAGUUUUGACAAAUUCAACCUGUUAAAAGGGUUUCUUUUUAUCUAGCAAAAAUGAAAAUCUUUUUAUUAUUGAAUGUGUAAUUUGGUGGGACGGUGAGAUUGCUCAAUUAGUAAUAAGCAUUUGAAAUGAAUAUGAAGAGUAGAAAUACAUUGAUAUGAAAUAGGUCAAUGUAAU